Paramecium octaurelia is the source of this 3604-nucleotide messenger RNA. Lineage: Eukaryota; Ciliophora; Oligohymenophorea; Peniculida; Parameciidae. The record is from the annotation of a GenBank genome assembly.
AUGCAAACCUAUUUUUCCAAGAUAGUAUCAAUUUUUAAUAGUUAUGAAGAUUGGAUUAUAAAUAAUGGUAGAGGAUCAACAUUCUCAACUUGCAAUUCAUAAACUAUUUUUGGAGGAUUUAAUAACUUUGGAGUUGAUACUUCAGUUACUAGAUUCUUUGGCAAUUUAGAUUCUCAUUAUGAAAUGAAGAUAGAGAUGGAAUUUUGGAGGUAGGUUUAAUAAUUAUCUGUAGGAUUGAUAGAUGGGGUUUUGAUCAAUUGAAGAUAAUUGUCGAUGAUGAUUUGCAAUUCUAAAAAACUUAUCGAACAAUGGGAUCAACACCUGAUUAUUGUGGCGGUGGAGGUUAUGACGAUUAAUAUGAGUUAAUAUCAUUAAGGUUUCCUCAUAAAAGGAAGACUGCUUGGGUUUAUAUUUAUGUAAGUUAUAAUACUGAUUUUAAUGUAACUAUAAUACUUAUGUAUAGUAAUCAUGGGGUUUUAGAACCUUUAAGAUGAGUAUAGAAUAAUGUCCUUAAGGAUGUGGUAUGUGUUCUAGUAAUGAUUACCCAUAGUGUUUGAGAUGGCAUUAUUAAGAAUCCUUUUUUUCCCAAUAAUUAAUUUUAGGUUAGGAAUAGUGGAAUGGAGAAGGAUUUCCUUUAUCAUAAUAUCAAUCAAUACAAUGCGCUAAUUGCAAUUAUAAAUAAGGAAUGAAAUUUCAUCGAGAAAUAGGUUUGGUUAAUCAUUUAGAUAUGCGUUUAAGGUUUUAUAGAUAAGACACUAAUAAUAUACGAGUAUCCUCUAUUGGAGGAUAAAAUUAUAUUAUGUACUAUCAGAAUAGAUUUGUAGAAUUUGAAAUUUUGGGAAAAGAUGGAGGAAUAAGUCAGAUAAGUUUAGAAUCACUCCAAUAAGAAUUAUAAAUUAGGGAUAUUGAAUUAUAUUAUGCAGAGUCUGAGAACUAUGAUAUCAUUCCUUUUCAUCCUGGCUGUGAUUAAUUUAUUAAUUCCAAAUGUAUUUCUUGUAUGGAUGGAUGGAUUUACAACUAAAAGGAAGAGAAGUGCUAUUCAGAUUGUGGUGAUAGAGUCAUUUAAUUCUUAGAAGAAUGUGAUGAUGGAAAUUAGAUACCUUAUGAUGGAUGUUUUGAAUGCAAAUUCUAAUGUGAUGUGAAUUGUUAAACUUGCAAGUUUGGAAAAUGCAUAACUUGCAAAUCAGAAUUUUAAUUGGAUAAUCUUAACAUUUGUUAACCAAUAUGUGGAGAUUUUAUAGUCGUACCUUAUUCAACUGAAACUUGUGAUGAUGGAAAUAGUGUAUAAUUUGAUGGAUGUUUUAAUUGCAAUAUAGAGUGUAAUGAAUUAUGUUAAAUUUGUCAUCACGAACUUUGUUUGAAAUGUAAGUUAGGAUACAUUUUGAAGGAGGGAAUAUGUGUUUCAUAUUGUGGAGAUGAGAUUAUCAUAUCAGACGAAGAAUGCGAUGAUGGUAAUCUAAUACCAUUUGAUGGUUGUUUUGAAUGCAAAUAUUAAUGUAUUGAAGGUUGCCAUAUAUGUUUAUAAGGAGAAUGUUUGUUAAGAUGUGGAGUUGGAUUUCAAUUUUAAGUUGAUAGAUGUAUAUCUUUGUGUGGUGACCUUAUUGUAACAAGUGAAGAGUAAUGCGAUGAUGGUAAUACAAUACCAUUUGAUGGUUGUUUUGAAUGUUAAAUCCAAUGCCAAUUAGGUUAUGAAUAUAUUAAUUAGCAGUGUGUACCCAUAUGUGGAGACAGGAUUACCUCAAAUAAUGAAGACUGCGAUGAUGGAAAUUCAAUAGAAUUUGAUGGAUGUCAUUUAUGUAAAUAUUCUUGUCCUUUGAAUUGCCAAAUUUGUUAUUAGGGACAAUGUAUUUUAUGUGAUAAUCAUUAUGAAUUAAUCGAUUCAGGACAGUGUUAAAUAUAGAUUUAGAUAAAUGAUCAGCAAUGUAAUGAUUUAAAUGAUUUUCCAAUUGAUGGUUGUUAUAAUUCUUAAAUUGAAUAAAAUUGGGUAUGUUAAACUAUCGCUCAAAUUAGCGAAUGCGCUUAUUCAUUAAACCCUUAAGUAAUCGUCACUUAUCUUAACAUGGCAUCAAACAUUUAAUAUGUCAAGAUCUCGUUUAACUAAGAGGUCAAGAUUCUAUCCGAUAUAUUACUAUCUUAGAGUAUCAAAACUCAAAUACUGGAAAUCUCUAGUGAUGACUAAAAUAUUAACCUUCAAAUAAUCUAUGAAGCUGGUCAUUAAAUUGCUUAUGUUGAAUAUAUAUUGGAAAUAGAAAUCUUUAAACUUUUAGAUUUUAAACCUAAAUUAGAAAUUACAUUAAAUCAAUAAGUUGUUAACAUAAAUGAGGUUGCUAUCAAUCCCAAUUCAUAUUUUUUAACAUUACAAAAUCCAACUUACCUGGAUAAAUUACAAUCUGAUUUAGCUUAGAGGCUACUACAAAUUAAUAAAUCCGUAAUAUAUUCUCUAGGAGCAAUAGGGUUUAUGUCAUUGCUUUUGGGAUUCUCCUCUAUAUUCUUUGAUAUCCUUACUGUUUUGCAAUAUUACUCAUAUUUAAGGUACAUCAACCUUGAAUUUCCUUCAAAUCUUAUGAUCUAUUUUGAAAUUGGAGAUAUAUUAUCCAUGUAACCAUUAUUAGAUUUCAUUCAUUUUCAGGACAUUUUGAAUUGUUUUUCAGUUGAUCAAUCAUUUUAACAAUCAUAUGGAAAGUUUUUGUUUUAUGAAUUAAAUGCCGAUCUACUUUAAAAUACACAAACCUAGAUGUUCCAAUUCUUAAUGAUUGGAUUACUUUUUAUGGUACCAUUAUACUCGAUUAAAAAGAUUGUCUUUUAUAAAAUUUUUACAUAAUCAUUUUUUGAUAGAAUUUCUUGUAAAUAAUUACAAAAAAAAGAUUGUGUUUUUAAAUUUUACAAAACAUUUUAUACAUUUAUGAAAAGAUUGAUUUCUUGGGAUGAUCUAUUGACUUAUCAUGGUUUUCGAUAGAUAUUAAUAGUAAAUGGAUGGGAUUUGAUAUUUAAAACACUGUUAUUUAUUCAGUCUUCAAACACUUUGAACUUUAAAGACAUUAUUUAAAUUAUUUUGGCAUCACUAAUUCUAUUUACUUAUUUUUUAAUUAUCAUUUAAUCUUGCAAUUAAUCACAAAGUAAAAAUUAACGCCUGAUAAAUUUACUAUUAGGAGAAAGAUUUUAAAUAUUUAAUCUAAUCAGAAUCAUCUAUUUUUUUGUAGUAUUAAUAUUUUUUUAGAGAGAAAAAAUUAUUUAGAUCAUAUUGAUUUCAUCCUCUUGCUUGUUUUCAUUGACUCUUAUUUUUUGUUAUCGUAAAACUUUUAAGAAUACAAAUUUAAUUGUACAAUUAAUUGUUGAAAUAAUUGUAUUCAUUUUUACAUUAACUUCAAUUAUUUAUAUUGAAGAGUUUUCAAUUGGAGAAGAACUAAAAAUUAUUUUUGGUUGGUUUCAUAUAGCCACACUUUCAAUUGGUACCGUUGUAUAAUUUUUAGUGAUAAUAUAUGAAAAAGUUAAAAAGGCUUAUAAUAUCGAAAAUUUGUCAGAUUCAAAAUAGAAGUAAAAUAAGAAUAAUUCCCAUUUAAUUUUACAUGAAGCAAGCAAACGUAUUGUAAUGUAAUAAUUCUGA